Molecule: messenger RNA, 1458 nt
Organism: Chrysochloris asiatica (Cape golden mole)
Lineage: Eukaryota; Metazoa; Chordata; Mammalia; Afrosoricida; Chrysochloridae
Gene: VPS4A
Product: vacuolar protein sorting 4 homolog A (S. cerevisiae)
Exons: 11
Coding region: 145-1458 (437 amino acids)
Biological process (GO): endosomal transport; vacuole organization
Molecular function (GO): ATP hydrolysis activity; ATP binding
Source: RefSeq, a predicted model, not a curated record
GCUCCGGCUGCAAGCGGCCGCCCUGCCCGCGCCCAGACCCGGACCCUCCGGGCUCCCCGCUCCGGACCCAGUACCUCGGCUCCCCGGGCCCGGACCGAGGCCACAAGAAACACCGCAGGGUGUGGGGCGGACCCAGGAGAUGAAAUGACAACGUCAACCCUCCAGAAAGCCAUUGAUUUGGUGACGAAAGCUACAGAAGAGGAUAAAGCCAAGAACUACGAGGAGGCACUUCGGCUCUACCAGCAUGCCGUGGAGUAUUUCCUACACGCCAUCAAGUAUGAGGCACACAGCGACAAGGCCAAGGAGAGCAUUCGCACCAAGUGCAUGCAGUACCUAGACCGGGCAGAGAAGCUGAAGGAUUAUCUACGAAACAAAGAGAAACAUGGCAAGAAGCCAGUCAAAGAGAACCAGAGUGAGGGCAAAGGCAGUGACAGUGACAGUGAAGGAGAUAAUCCAGAGAAAAAGAAAUUGCAAGAGCAACUGAUGGGUGCUGUUGUGAUGGAGAAGCCCAACAUUCGGUGGAAUGAUGUGGCGGGGCUAGAGGGGGCCAAGGAGGCCCUCAAAGAAGCUGUCAUUUUGCCAAUUAAGUUCCCACACUUGUUCACAGGCAAGCGCACCCCUUGGCGAGGGAUACUGCUCUUUGGACCCCCUGGCACAGGGAAAUCCUACUUGGCCAAAGCUGUAGCAACGGAGGCCAACAACUCUACCUUCUUCUCUGUGUCCUCCUCAGAUCUCAUGUCUAAGUGGUUGGGAGAGAGUGAGAAGCUGGUGAAGAACCUGUUUGAGCUGGCCAGGCAGCACAAGCCCUCCAUCAUCUUCAUUGAUGAGGUGGAUUCCCUCUGUGGAUCCCGAAAUGAAAAUGAGAGUGAAGCUGCUCGAAGGAUCAAAACCGAGUUCUUGGUCCAGAUGCAGGGGGUGGGGAAUAACAACGAUGGAACUCUGGUUCUCGGUGCCACAAACAUCCCGUGGGUACUGGAUUCAGCCAUUAGAAGGAGGUUUGAAAAGCGGAUUUACAUCCCAUUGCCGGAGGAAGCUGCCCGGGCCCAGAUGUUCCGGUUGCAUCUAGGAAGCACCCCCCAUAGCCUCACUGAUGCCAACAUCCAUGAGCUGGCCCGGAAGACAGAAGGCUACUCAGGUGCAGACAUCAGCAUCAUCGUGCGGGACUCUCUCAUGCAGCCUGUGAGGAAAGUACAGUCGGCCACACACUUCAAAAAGGUUUGUGGCCCUUCCCGCACCAAUCCUAGCGUUAUGAUCGAUGACCUCCUGACCCCCUGCUCACCAGGGGACCCGGGGGCUAUGGAGAUGACUUGGAUGGAUGUCCCUAGUGACAAACUCUUAGAGCCUGUGGUUUGCAUGUCGGACAUGCUCCGGUCUUUGGCCACCACCCGGCCCACUGUGAAUGCAGAUGACCUUCUGAAAGUGAAGAAGUUCUCAGAGGACUUUGGACAAGAGGGUUAA